AUGGAUGAAUUAUUCGAUCAAUUAGAAUUAGAGAUUUCUGAAUGCAAGACUUCUAUGUCGGAAUAUGAUAGAGAUUUAAAUAAGUGUUUAGGAAAAUAUGAAAUAAAAUCGAUCUAAGAAACAUAUCAAACUGUCAUUUAUUCGUAGUCAAAUUAAAAUUGUUAAAAUGCUCCCAGUUUUUCUUUUUCUCAGACCACUAGAUUUAAGGAAACCAAGAAGGAUAAUAUCAUAAAUGAACUGCCUUUAAAUGUUUCAAUAUCAAGCAUCAAACAAGCUUAACCAAGUAUGACAUUUACCAAGAGUCAAAGAUUCUAGGAGAGCAAGGUGAUUCCAACAACUCCAUUGGAACCUAACUAUGACUUUAUUAAGAGAAAAGCGAGUUCUGUAGUAAUUUCUGAAUCCAAGAUUAGAGAUGAUGAUGUUUCAACUCAGGCAUCAAUGAUAACAGUUGGACCAGGAAGCUAUGAUGUGGAAGUUAAGGAGAAGAAAUAAUAAAAUCGAACAUUUGCUAAAGAUGAAAGAUUUUUAAAAUUGAAAGCGAACAAUCAAGAAGCAAUUAAUCCAAAUUACAAUUCUAUUCGUCCCAAUAUCCCAAUUCCCAAGAUUAGUAAACCAAUAAAGAAAAACAAAUAUUAAAUUCAAAAAGAUGAAAUCAAUCGCAUGAAUGAACAACUGAGAUUAGAAGAAUAUAGAAGACGACCAUUAGAAUUAGACAAAGCAAUAAGAUAAAAUAUAGCAGGAGUUGUUAUUAAACAAGCAUAUAAUGAUUUUAAUUCACAUCCAAAAGGAUCAAAGAUGAGAAGAUUUUUAAUUAGAAAGUUAUUGGAUGAUAUUCAAGCUAUAACAGUUGGGCCAGGCUAAUACGAGAUUCACGAGGAAAAACAGCCUUGUAUGGUUGUAUUCAAAAGCCAUUCUACCGAAAGAAGAAUCCCUCCUGAUAGACCCGUACCAGGGCCUGAUUAUUAUUAUUCAAAAGAUGAUUAUAUUAAGCCCAACCCCAUUCAGGUGAAAUUUGGAAAGGAAGAGAGAAUCAAGAAAAUAAAGAAGGAAGAUUUAGAUAUGAGGCCCGAUCUAGAAGUGAAUGUAGAUCCUGUAAAACCAAAGGCUCCUGAUGCUGUCAGAUGGGAUAUUGAACCUACUAAGCCAAGAUUGACAUUGGAAAUUGGGGACAAGGUAGCUCCAGGAUAUUAUGAUCCAUCUCAUGUCCAAGUGGAUCCAGCAGUUAAAGGAGUGAAGAUAGCUCCUUUGAAUGAAAAGAAUGAUAGAAUAAAUGCGAUAGAUCCUACUAAGGGGAAAGACUUCAACGAUUAUGAGGAGCAACUCUAUCCCACUUUAGAUGGAGUCAAACCAUAGAUAUAAACUUUUAAGUAUCAUGAAAAUACAGAUGUUAAACCAAUGCAUCCUCCAGAUAAAGAAUUGUUUCCUGAAUAACACAAGUUUUAUGAUGUGAAUAUGGAUGCUGUCAGAGAACAAUUAGUUUAGGAUAUUCAAUUGGCUGGUAAGAAAGGCAGAGGUUUAAAAGAAUGGCUUAAUUAUUUCGAUGAUAUGACUAUGUUUAAAAAGUACAUGUAGAGAAGAAAUAAAUAGCCAGAAAUUGGUGAAUAUGAAGUCUAAUUCAAUCAGAUUGAUAAGGAUCCAAAGACUGUUAAUUUCAAUAGGUAUGUAGAAAUUGAUCAUGAACCCAUCUAAAAGCCAGAUGGACCUCUAGAGGGAGAUAAUUUGAUUUUGAAUCCUGACAAACCUAAACCACAUAUUCCUACCUUGGAUUUUGAAAAAUAAUCAGAUCCAAGACCAGAACCUGAGGUCAAAGAAGUUGAAUUAUUAUUGAAUGUUGAUUAUGCUCCAGUCAAACCUAGGGUUAAAAAUAUUCCUAAUUUUGAAAAACAAUUAGAACGUCCAGAAGGACCUUAGAUUAAGGAAUAAGAAGCUAUUAUUGAACCUAAAUUCGAUCAAGUUGAAAAAAGGGUGAUUGGAAAUGUCAACUUUGAAAAACAACCUGAUAGGGCAGAUGAUCCUAGAUAUUAACCUAAAGUUGACAACAAUGUCUUGCAAAUUGAAGUGAAACCACCUAGAAAUGAGAGAACAGCUGUCUAAAUGAACUCAAAAACAAAACGAUUUGGCUAAAAGCAAGGUGAAAAUGAUUAAGAAUAACAAUAAGAUGUACCUGCUGCCAUCAAUAUAUCCAAAAUAGAAAAGGCUGAAAAAGCUAUUAGACCUAAUAUACCUGGAGUGAAUCUGUAAAAAUAAAGUGGUAGAAAGGAUUUUAUUAUCAAAUAAAAAAAAUGA
This is a messenger RNA of Paramecium tetraurelia, 2286 nucleotides long. RefSeq lists its product as uncharacterized. Lineage: Eukaryota; Ciliophora; Oligohymenophorea; Peniculida; Parameciidae. The record is from RefSeq and is a predicted model, not a curated record. The transcript has 3 exons.